This is a messenger RNA of Vicia faba (fava bean), 609 nucleotides long. Lineage: Eukaryota; Viridiplantae; Streptophyta; Magnoliopsida; Fabales; Fabaceae. The record is from the annotation of a GenBank genome assembly.
AUGGAUGCACAUCCAUUUGAAACCAAAGUAAACGAGCUUUUGACGUACACCUUAUUCAAAUGUUUACUCAUAUUCUACAAAGUUAAUUUUCAUAAACAUGACGACAAAGGACAAAUGGAUGCACAUCUUUUUGAAAUCUUGGGUAAAUGGGCGCUUGGUGCACACAUAUCUCUAACGCGAUGGAGUUCUGUGUUGAAGCGGUGGGAACAAGCAGAAGCUCAAAUUCUCAAUCAGGUUAGGAUCCUUCAUGAAUGGACGAGGUUUCCUUUGCGUUUGAAUGGUCACGUUGUUAUCACAUCCCAUGUCGCUUCUGUUUUUCCCAAGAAUGUGGUGGGAACUGAAGUCGGUGUUGCUCUGAAAACACGCAAAAGAAAUUCCAAUUCAGGAGAUUCACAUGUUGGUUCAAACAAAGAUGUUGUAUGUAGAUCAUGUUUAGUUUGGGGUUCAAAAUUUGACAUGGAUGCAUCUGGUGGUGCAGAUGUACUGUGCAUGGACCGUUGGAGUUUUAUGUCAGUGCACAACUGCAUUUUGGAAUGGCUUAAGAGAUUAUAUUGGAAGAGAGGUAUUGGAUGUUGCUGCUCGAAUUAUUCAACCCGACGUGACAACUGA